AUGGUUUGUCAAAUUUCGUUCAAUACUUCGUCAAAAUUCAAAUCCGGAGAUACGAGUCUCGAAGAUGUCCCUCGCAGCGGUCGGCCCACCGAGGUUGAUUCGAGUAAUAUCAAGGCUCUGAUUGAACAAGACCGCAAAUGUGGAUCAAGUUGCUAUGGUAGGAGUGGAAAACAAAAACCCUGGCCUGUGUAUUGCCUGAUGGCAUACACAUCAGCUAGGUCCUUGUCGGAAUGUGAAGCUUUAAUUCCAGCCACUGGAGAGAAUGCUGUCAUUGGAGUUGUCCAGCGGUGGCCCAUGACGGUUUUUGAAUGGCUACCGAUCAGCUGCAGUCAGCCAUUCUGA
Nezara viridula (southern green stink bug) is the source of this 342-nucleotide messenger RNA. The record is from the annotation of a GenBank genome assembly. NCBI's taxonomy places the organism in Eukaryota, Metazoa, Arthropoda, Insecta, Hemiptera, Pentatomidae.